CCUCUGUGUCAGUGACAUGCUUGAAAGGAGAGAAAUAUACUGUAACCUAGAUUUCAAAGGUCACAGUAAUACUGUCCCAAGCAUUUUUAAAGCUAUGAUUUAUGUGCCAGUAUAUUAGCAAUAUGGAUGGUUUCAAGGUUUGGUCUGUUCUGCUGAUUAUAGUUUACAGCCUGUGCCAAAGAUGUAUGCUGUGCGGUAUUUCAACACAUAUUGAAAUAGCACAUCGAGCUCUGGAAUUUUUCAGUAAACAUGAAGGGAAUGUUAACUAUAGAAAGUUGUUACUAAACCACCAGGAUGCAUUUCAGGCUGGGAGCCUUUAUCCUGAUGCCUUUUAUCCUGUUAUCUGCAGGAAUGGAAUAUUCCAUCAUGUUUCUGAAGACACUCACUGGGCACCAUUUCUCAACACAAGUAUCCAUUACAUCAGGAAGAAGUAUCCUCAGCCUUGGGAGGAGGCUACAGAGAAACUGGUGGCUUUCCUGUUUGGAAUUGCCUCACAUAUGGUGGCAGAUGUGAGCUGGCAUAGCUUGGGCAUUGAUCAAGGAUUUCUAAGGACCAUGGGAGAAAUUGAUUUUCAUGGCUCAUACUCAGAUGCUCAUCGUACUGGUGAUUUUGGAGGUGACGUAUUAAGCCAAUUUGAGCUUGAUUUUAGUUACCUGAAAGCAGCCUGGUAUGUACCAGUCAAAGACCUGCUAGCUAUCUAUAAGGAAUAUUAUGGCCAAGAAGUAAUAACCGAAGGCACAAUUAUUGACUGUACUUACCUGCAGUUUCUCGAAUUGCAUGGAGAAAUGCUUGCUGUUGCCAAGCUUUUCCCAUCGUAUGCUAGCAAAUCUCCAUUUUUGGUGGAGAGGUUCCAUGAGUAUUUCCUUGGAGGACUGGAUGACAUGGCAUUCUGGUCAAAUAAUAUUUUUCAGCUAGCAAGCCACAUGUUAGAAAAUGGGACCAGUGGCUGCUUCAUACCUGAGAACCCUCUAUUUAUAGAGUGCAAUGGGGAGCACAAGAACAGCAACAUAAUUAUACAGUCCAAAAAGGAACAGCACAAGAGUGUGACUUCUUCACUCACACAAACAACUGAAAAGAAUAUAAAUUAUACGGAGAAAGGAGUUUAUUUCAAUAUGCAAUCCUGGGCAACAAAGUCCCUCCACUUUAUUAAUGGUGCUUUUGCAAAGAAUGUCAGGAGAGCAUUUGCAGUCAUGCAUCAGCAAUCCUCUAACCACGUCUCCAAGCCCACAGCCUCAUACUUCCUGAAAUCAUCCUAUGCCAGGCUUGGAUGGGCAAUGACCUCAGGUGACUUAAACAAAGAUGGUUAUGAGGAUCUCGUGGUUGGAGCACCAGGAUACAGCAGAUUGGGCCAUGUUCAGAUAGGACGGGUGUACAUAGUUUACAGUAAUCGGUCAGGUUUGCCUCCAGUAAACAUGGAUCUAGACAAGGAAGCGGAUCAAGUGCUGGAGGGUUGUCAGCCUUCAGGCAGGUUUGGUUCUGCCAUAGCAGUACUGGACUUCAAUGAGGAUGGAGUACCAGACGUGGCGGUGGGAGCACCUUCUGUAGGAUCACAGCAUCUCACUUACACUGGUGCUGUGUAUGUAUAUCUGGGCACUGCAGGAAGAGGCCUGUCACCUUGGCCAAACAUUACCAUAAUUUGCCAGCACACAUUCUGUAACCUUGGAUGGUCACUGCUGGCUGCUGAUAUUGAUGGGGAUGGAAAGUCUGAUCUGGUUGCCGGUUCUCCUUUUGCACCUGGCGGUGGGGAGCAGAGAGGAUUUGUACUUGCAUUUUAUUCUCACUUCAACAGGAGUGACAAAGGGCUGCUGUCAGUAGAGGAUGCCAACUGGAUGGUGAAGGGGGAAAAGAACUAUGCCUGGUUUGGAUAUUCACUUGUUAGUCACCAGUUGAAGAACAAAACCUUACUGCUGAUUGGCAGCCCUACCUGGAAGAGCUGUACUGGUCUAGGUUGUUACAUCUCAUUGGAUACCAAACAGAGUGUUGGAAAGGUGUACGGAUAUAACCCACCAAGCACACAAAGCUGGUUUUCCGUACCUGGAGACAUGGAGAGGGGCAAACUGGGUUCGUCGCUGGCCAGAGGCUUCCUGUCUGUGGCUGGAAUUCCAAGAGAAGUGUUGGUGGUGGGCGCACCUACCUCCGACAGCACGUCUAGGAUUGCAUUUAUAUCCUCAGUACUGCACCAAGCUGGAACUGUUCUGAUGUAUGACUUGACAGAUGGUGCCAAACCUUCUUUGCUCAGCACUUUCAGUGGGGACAGGAGGUUCUCUCGCUUUGGAGGAGAUGUACACUUAAGUGACCUGGACAAUGAUGGACUAGAUGAAAUUAUUGUGACAUCUCCUCUGCGAACUGAAGACAUCACGUCUGUACUGUUUGGAGGGGAGGCUGGACGUGUGUACAUCUACAAUGGAAACCAGACCACCUCGGGUAAUGUGACAGACAACUGCAAAUCAUGGAUUUCUCCUUGUCCUGAGGACUGGGCACAAUAUGUUCUAAUUUCUCCUGAAGAAAGAUCAAGGUUUGGGAGCUCCGUCAUCACUGUGAAAUCUCAAGGAAAGAGAGAAGUUGUAGUAGCUGCUGAGAGAAGUUCGGUGAAAGCGAGACUGAGUGGAAGGCUUUUUAUGUAUACCCUUUAAAUGUUCAAAUGUUCUUUUGCUGAGUCUGGGUAUAUGCCUGAUUUCAGUAGCAGAUCCCCCAGUAUCUAUGGUGUUCUCCUUCACUCCUCCCUCUGCCAUGCUAAACAAACAGGAUGUAGCUAAAAAGAAGACAUAAGCAGCAGAAAGGAAAUUGGGGUUGAUUUGGAAAAAAAAAAAAAAAAGACGGGGAAUACUAACUGUCACGGUCCAUCCAUCCAGCUUUAGAAUUGCAAACCAAUUAAAAACCUCUAUCCAUGGAAGUCAGAAGGCUAAAUAACUCAGCCAUACAAAAAGCAGCAUGAAGGGAGCCAAAACAUCAACCUAGCAUCAAUCCAGGCAACUUAUGAGGGAGGCUGGUUCCAGCAGACCUAUUUC
Caretta caretta (loggerhead turtle) is the source of this 3008-nucleotide messenger RNA. RefSeq names its product glycosylphosphatidylinositol specific phospholipase D1 (gene GPLD1). Gene Ontology annotation, cellular component: extracellular region; extracellular matrix. The record is from RefSeq and is a predicted model, not a curated record. Lineage: Eukaryota; Metazoa; Chordata; Testudines; Cheloniidae. Gene Ontology annotation, molecular function: GPI anchor phospholipase D activity.